Messenger RNA from Austrofundulus limnaeus, 3903 nucleotides. RefSeq names its product CD93 molecule (gene cd93). The coding region runs from base 499 to 2349 and encodes 616 amino acids. NCBI's taxonomy places the organism in Eukaryota, Metazoa, Chordata, Actinopteri, Cyprinodontiformes, Rivulidae. Gene Ontology annotation, cellular component: cytoplasm; membrane. The record is from RefSeq and is a predicted model, not a curated record. Gene Ontology annotation, molecular function: calcium ion binding. The transcript has a single exon. Gene Ontology annotation, biological process: positive regulation of axonogenesis.
UGCAGGCAGAAUAAAUGUGAGGUUAUUAAAUGUUCAGUAUUAUUGUAUUUUUAUUUUUGGUUUCAUAAAAUCUGAUUUCAUAGGAGCAGAUCAGCUGAUUUCCUGUAAGAACAGCAGCAGCAGAGCUUGUUUUCCUCUCCACAGUUGUUCAUGUCACAGUGUUCAUGAGUCGCUGACCCCUGUGUGUUCUMGUGUUGUGUGAGGCGCCACAAUUACAGGAGUUUGUUUAAGAGCCAGAGUCUUCGGGGGCCGGAGACAUCUGGAGAGGCAGACAAAACACUGAGUGCCAUUUCAUUGUUAUAUAUUCAAAACGGAACCAGUCAGCUGGGGCGAGAGAAAGGCGUUGUUACCUUUUCUUAACACGAUUUCCGUCUAUAGUUUGAGCUCUAAACAGGAUUCUAGAGCAUGAAUGUUCACUUCUUCUUUUGCUACGAAUGGACGACCACAGACCUGAAGCUCUAAAUAUUAAUUGAUUUGCUGUUGGGUUUAUUGGCAAAUAUGUUGARGAUCUUGCUCCUGCAGCUCAUUUACAGCUUUCAGAGCUCAUCUGGAGCCAAACAUGAAACGUUGUGCACUUCAGACGCCUGCUUCACCCUGCAUCACAAGGAGCUGCGCUUUGAGGGGGCCCAGAAGGACUGUGAGGACAACGGAGGCAACCUGAUGACCCUCAGAGACAAAAGCGAAGAGUCCACGCUCCUCGAGCUAAUCAGAACACAUCACAGCAAAAGGUUUAAAGUUUGGAUCGGACUGAAACGGAACAAAAACGACUGCAUGCUGCCCGAUGAGACGCUCAAAGGGUUCAAGUGGAUCUCUGGGGAGGAAGAUUCCCAGUACUCCAACUGGAAAACGGAGCCUUCCCACACAUGCUCGCUGGAUAGAUGUGUAAAGGCUGAUUACACAGCUGCACAUCCAGACCAGCUAAAAUGGAUCGAAACGGCGUGCAGAUCCACAGCCCUUUAUGCGUGUAAGUUUUCUUUUAGGGGGAUGUGUAGACCUUUGUCUCUGCUGGGAACAGGUAACGUUACCUACACCCUUCCUUUCUCCAGAGAGCCAAUGAAAAGUGGGAUUCAAUUACUUCCAAUAGGAACAUUUGCAGAUAUUUUUUGUGGUAAAUCYAAGUCUGUGUACUCUGUGUGCAACAACAUAAACAACAACUACAGCUGGACUGAUCCUGGUCCAUUCUGCCAACUGGAAAAACAAAACUGUGGGAUCAACAACGGUGGAUGUGAACACUUGUGCCAUCAAGAUUUAGAUGCUGUUCGUUGUUUUUGUAAAGAAGGUUUUYAGCUGGAGGAUGAUGGGUUUUCCUGCAGGGCCAAAGAUCUCUGUGGUCCUGACUCCUGUGAGCAUCAGUGCGUGACGGGGGAGURGGGGAUAAUCUGCAGUUGUCCAAACGGGUUCAGGCUGAGUGAAAACCAACGCAACUGUUCCGACAUCGACGAGUGCCAAUCAGAGGCCUGUCGGGAUCGUGUGUGUGUCAAUACGCCCGGCAGCUACACGUGCGUGUGUGAAGACGGCUACGAUAUGAUCGAUGGUGACUGUAGACAGGCUGAUGAGUGUGKYCGGUUAGGAUGUGAGUACGGCUGCMUGAACGACAACGGAUCCWUUUCUUGUUACUGCAGAGAGGGGUUUAUUUUGUCCCAGGAUGGACACUCGUGUGUAGACGRUGACCUCUGUGCCAGUAAUCCCUGUUUGAGUGACUUUACGUGCAUUAACACCGUGGGAAGCUUUAUUUGCACCCAUCAACUGAAGACCGACGUGUCAACAGAGACCCCCACACACGUGCCCGUCACACCAGCUGCCCCAUCGGAUGUGGAAACACAAGACUUCACAGAGUCUUUAACCAGAACCACGGUGGAGAUCCAGCAUCAGUCCCCUUACACCGAUGCCCCCCGGCCGGACCUGGUCAAUGUCCGGCUCCAGCAUCUGUCCCCUCACACCGAUGCCCCCRGGCCGGYCCUGGUCAAUGUCCGGCUCCAYCAUCUGUCCCCUCACACCGAUGCCCCCRYGSCGGACCUGGUCAAUGUCCGGCUCCAACAUCUGUCCCCUCACACCGAUGCCCCCCAGUCGGACCUGGUCAAUGUCACGGACCGRYAUCAAAGCAACUGGACCAUGGCAACUAACAAAACCAAGUCCAGCAACUCCAAGCUGCUCAUCUGCGUCCUCGGAUCAGUCAUCCCUCUCUUCCUGUUGGUCACUUUGACUCUGUUCAUUAUCGUUUUCCGAUGCAGUCGCACCAAGAAGGAGGUGAAGAAGAAGACAUCAGCUGACGGUUAUUGCUGGGUGUCGCCUGGUUUGGACCCACGUCUUGAGAAACUGUACGAGUCCAUCCUGACUGAUGACCUAUGACCUGAUYACGAGAACAAAGACUGUCUAUGUUUAUUUUUAUUUAUGUAAUUUAUGUUUUUGUAGCUACACAUUGCAUAUAAAAACCUUUAAUGGAAACCAAACAGUCAUUUGUCUUUGGAACUUUUUAAGAAGCCAAAAUUAACACGUCUAACAGGAAARCUGUGGUUGUUUCCAUAGUAAAGCUGUUAAAAGUUGCUUCCUUUUAUUGUAUGAAGGGUUCUGGGUGUGGAGGUGUUAUUCUUAGGARUGGGGUGGUGCCAGUCAUUUUACCAGCAAACAAUGGAACAAAAUGCACACAUGCAAUCAGUUUUACCCAGAACCUAAACCUGAUGUUUUAAUGGUUUCUUGCUGUUUAGCAUAUGAUCCCAUUACCUCCAUUUGUUUUCAAGAUAAAGACUGUGGAUAUUUAAAAAUAUUAUAAAGGUCUUACCAAAUCACUGACUUUAAAGGUACUUGUUGGAUAAUAUAUCAAACAUAUAGGUUAUUCAGAAACAUAUCAAAUAAUGAUGUUGGAAAGUAGUUUUCCUGUUUCYGUAGUUAAAGUGGAAUCUGGUUAUAAAAUGUUGGUUUAAAACUUUAAUUUAAGAGCAUAUCAACCACCAGUAUGACUAAACACUGCAGGUUUUGUCUUUUUGAUUUAUUUUGUCCCAUUUUUAUGACUGUACAUAGAAUACAUUUGAUUGACAUUUACAGAACUGUGCUAAAGUUCUAAAAUGUUUCUUUUUUUUUCUUUCUUCCAAGUUGUCAGAUGUCACUGUUGUUUCUAAAGUCCGAUUAAAAAACUGAAAGGCCUUUAAAAAACUGGAUUAUAAAAGGUUACAAGAAAGUUUGGCUGCUUGUAAUGAAAAUAUCAAAAUCAAGUGCUGGAUCAGGACUUUUGCACAGUUUUGUCAGUGGUACUGUCUUAUUGAGGAAGUCUGCCAACAUGCAGAAAUGUAUAAUAUGACAAAAAAAAGUGCUUCUUUUUUAGAUUUAUGUCAGGAAUGCCACAAAUUUUAAAAGUACCGUUGUAAAUAAAAGUGCAUGUUGUCUGUCAUGUGACAAAAAUCUAAAUAAACUGUUUUGAUAAGUAACAUUUGGCUUUAGUUAUUUGGUGACAUCUAGUGGCGUAAAUCAUCUGAUGCUGUUUUCAUAGAUGUGUCCACAGAUCUUUGCUGGCAGACAUUUUGAGGGACGGACUCUGGAAAAAAGGUGUUGGAAACACUGCAAGUUCCAUUUAAACAAAAUGUGGUGCGAUCUGACAUGYAUGAACUUUGACCUCUAAUCUCUUUGGAAGUUUAUGGGCUUUAUGAUUACCCUUGGUAUUAUCCAUUUGUUUUAUUUUUCCCUCUUGUGGACAUGUCCAAAGGUUGUCUCCAGUCCUGUGGACUUUCUGAAUGCUCUUCUGUCACAAGAGCAUGAAGCUGUGUGGAGGUUGUUUUGUAGUCUUCACUUUUAAUUGCUCCAUAAUUUUCUUUCUAAGCUCCUGAGACUCUGUCCUCGGCUUUCUUUGCUCCAUUGGUACACCUUGAUACCUGUGAUGCUGAUUAAAGGACACACCUCAGUUCAACAUGU